This is a messenger RNA of Hemibagrus wyckioides, 950 nucleotides long. RefSeq names its product C-type lectin domain containing 19A (gene clec19a). Bases 152 to 718 code for a protein of 188 amino acids. NCBI's taxonomy places the organism in Eukaryota, Metazoa, Chordata, Actinopteri, Siluriformes, Bagridae. The record is from RefSeq and is a predicted model, not a curated record. The transcript has 5 exons. Gene Ontology annotation, molecular function: signaling receptor activity.
AUCAAUCCCAGUCUCCACACAGCAGUGCUACUCUCUCUCUCUCUCUCUCUCUCUCUCUCUCUCUCUCACUCUCACUCUCUCUCUCUCUCUCACACACACACACACACACACUCUUACACACACACACUCAGCCUCAGUGCAGUGUGUGAAAAUGCUCUGGUGUGGAGUGUGUCUCCUGUCCCUGUGGCUCAGCCGUGUCUGGACUCUUCCUUCCACCAGCAUGAAGAUCACUCAGGCUCUGCCUCUGCAGCUUCCUGACUCAGGUCAGCCCGCAGUCUGCCCACUCUUCUGGACCGAGUUUGACGGGUUCUGCUACCGCUUUUUCCCCCAGAACCGCACGUGGGCUGAGGCUGACCUGUACUGCGCCGAGUUCUCCAACGGUCACCGGUCAGGGAAACUCUCCUCCAUACACAGCUGGGAGGAGAAUGUCUUCGUGUAUGACCUGGUGAACAGCCGUGUCCCGGGAAUUCCCACGGAUAUCUGGAUCGGCCUGCAUGACCGCAGACAGGAAGGCACCAUGGAGUGGACAGACGGAUCUCCGUAUGAGUUCAGUUACUGGGACGGAAACCAACCGGACGACGGAAUCCACCGGAUCUCUGAGGAGGAGGACUGUGUGGAGAUCUGGUACAGACAGAACAGUGCGCUCAGGUCCUGGAAUGAUAACAGCUGUGACAAAGCUUUUCCUUUUGUGUGUAAAAUCCCCAUGCUGGAGCACUAACGUCCUGCACUGACCUCAUUACUGAGACACGGCCCUCACACACACACACACACACACACACACACAACACUGCUGCUGAGAGCAACGUCCAUCUGGACUUCAUUUAAACUAGUGACUCAUCUCAUCUCACACACACACACACACACACUCCAUCAUCACACACACACACACACACACACUCCAUCAUCACACACACACACACACACACACACUCCAUCAUCACACACACACA